GGCGGCGGUUGCCUGGGCGACGCAAGCUUCAAAGAACCGCUCGUCCUGGCGAUUGGCGACUGAGAACGAGUUUCCAGUUGCGGGCCUAGACGGCUGGGGUUGUCAUCUCCGGCCUCCCAGGAUGUUCUUUUACCUGAGCAAGAAAGUUGCCAUUCCUAAUAACGUGAACCUGAAAUGUGUAUCUUGGAACAAGGACCAAGGAUUCAUAGCAUGUGGUGGUGAAGAUGGAUUACUGAAAGUUUUGAAAUUAGAGACACAGACAGAUGAUGCAAAAUUGAGGGGUCUUGCAGCCCCCAGUAAUCUUUCAAUGAAUCAAAAUCUUGAAGGCCAUAGUGGUUCUGUUCAAGUUGUAACAUGGAAUGAACAAUAUCAGAAGUUGACUACGAGUGAUCAAAAUGGGCUUAUCAUUGUUUGGAUGUUAUAUAAAGGCUCUUGGUAUGAGGAGAUGAUCAACAACAGGAACAAAUCCGUGGUUCGAAGCAUGAGCUGGAACGCUGACGGACAGAAGAUCUGCAUCGUGUACGAGGACGGAGCUGUGAUCGUUGGCUCGGUGGAUGGGAAUCGCAUUUGGGGAAAAGAUCUGAAGGGUAUACAGUUAUGCCAUGUAGCAUGGUCUGCAGAUAGUAAAAUCUUACUUUUUGGAAUGGCAAAUGGGGAAAUACACAUUUAUGAUAAUCAAGGGAAUUUUGUAAUGAAAAUGAAACUGAAUUGUUUGGUGAAUGUCACUGGCGCGAUCAGUAUUGCUGGGAUUCACUGGUACCACGGCACUGAAGGCUACGUGGAGCCAGACUGCCCCUGCCUUGCUGUUUGUUUUGACAAUGGGAGGUGCCAGAUAAUGAGACAUGAGAAUGACCAAAAUCCUGUUUUAAUUGAUACUGGCAUGUAUGUCGUAAGUAUCCAGUGGAACCACAUUGGCAGCGUGUUAGCUGUGGGAGGCUCCCAGAAGGCUGUCACUCAGGAUAAAGAUAUAAACACUGUGCAGUUUUACACUCCAUUUGGCGAGCAUCUGGGUACUUUGAAGGUUCCUGGAAAGCAGAUGUCUGCACUGUCUUGGGAAGGAGGUGGACUGAAAAUUGCACUAGCUGUUGAUUCUUUUAUAUAUUUUGCAAAUAUUCGACCUGAUUAUAAGUGGGGUUAUUGCUCAAAUACUGUAGUUUAUGCUUAUACCAGAUCUGAUCGUCCAGAGUACUGUGUUGUAUUUUGGGAUACGAAAAACAAUGAGAAAUACGUUAAAUAUGUGAAGAGUCUCAUUUCUAUUACUACCUGUGGCGAUUUCUGCAUUCUGGCUACAAAAGCUGAUGAAAAUCAUCCUCAGGAGGAAAAUGAGAUGGACACAUUUGGUGCAACGUUUGUGCUAGUUCUUUGUAAUUCUAUUGGCACACCCUUGGAUCCCAAAUACAUUGAUAUUGUACCAUUAUUUGUUGCAAUGAACAAAACUCAUGUGAUAGCAGCUUCAAAAGAAGCAUUUUAUACCUGGCAAUAUCGUGUGGCAAAGAAGCUUACCGCGUUGGAAAUUAAUCAGAUCACACGGUCUCGAAAAGAAGGGAGAGAAAGAAUUUAUCAUGUUGAUGAUACUCCUUCUGGAUCAGUGGAUGGGGUGCUUGAUUAUAGUAAAGCUAUUCAAGGCACAAGGGAUCCAAUUUGUGCCAUAACUGCAUCUGAUAAGACAUUGAUUGUGGGUCGUGAAUCUGGCACCAUUCAGAGAUACAGCCUCCCUAAUGUUGGUUUGAUUCAAAAAUAUUCCCUUAAUUGUCGAGCCUGCCAGUUAUCCCUGAAUUGCAACUCCAGUCGUCUUGCUAUCAUAGACAUCUCAGGAGUUCUAACUUUCUUCGACUUGGAUGCUCGCGUCACAGACAGCACAGGACAGCAAGUUAUUGGCGAGUUGUUAAAACUGGAGCGAAAAGAUGUCUGGGAUAUGAAGUGGGCUAAAGAUAAUCCUGAUUUGUUUGCAAUGAUGGAGAAGACAAGAAUGUACGUUUUCAGAAACUUGGAUCCUGAGGAACCCAUUCAGACUUCUGGAUAUAUUUGUAACUUUGAGGAUUUAGAAAUUAAAUCUGUUCUUUUGGAUGAGAUACUAAAGAGUCCAGAACAUCCAAACAAGGAUUGUAUGAUUAACUUUGAGAUCCGGUCCCUGCGAGAUAGUCGAGCAUUGAUUGAGAAAGUUGGAAUUGAAGAUGCAUCUCAAUUCAUAGAGGACAAUCCACACCCCCGACUUUGGCGCCUACUGGCUGAAGCAGCUCUUCAGAAACUGGAUUUGCACACUGCAGAGCAAGCAUUUGUGCGCUGCAAAGACUACCAAGGCAUUAAGUUUGUGAAGUGCCUGGGCAACCUGCAGAGUGAGUCCAUGAAGCAGGCGGAAGUGGCUGCCUACUUUGGCAGGUUCGAAGAGGCUGAAAGAAUGUAUCUUGAUAUGGACAGACGAGAUCUUGCAAUUGGCCUCCGGCAGAAACUGGGAGAUUGGUUUAGAGUACUGCAGCUCCUGAAGACUGGGUCUGGUGAUGCAGAUGACAGUCUUCUUGAGCAAGCCCACAAUGCCGUCGGAGACUACUUUGCUGAUCGACAAAAGUGGCUGAAUGCUGUACAAUAUUAUGUACAAGGCCGAAACCAGGAACGCUUAGCUGAAUGUUAUUAUAUGUUAGAAGAUUUUGAGGGGUUGGAGAAUCUUGCCAGUUCGCUUCCGGAAAACCACAAGUUGCUUCCAGAAAUAGCACAAAUGUUUGUGAGAGUUGGAAUGUGUGAACAAGCAGUGACUGCAUUUUUGAAAUGUAAUCAACCAAAGGCAGCCGUAGAUACCUGUGUGCAUCUCAACCAAUGGAACAAAGCUGUUGAAUUGGCUAAAAAUCAUAGUAUGAAAGAAAUUGGAUCCCUGUUAGCGAGGUAUGCAUCUCAUUUAUUGGAAAAGAAUAAAACUCUUGAUGCCAUAGAACUCUAUCGGAAAGCCAAUUACUUUUAUGAUGCUGCUAAACUGAUGUUUAAGAUUGCAGACGAAGAGGCAAAGAAAAGAACUAAACCUUUACGUGUUAAGAAGCUCUAUGUACUAUCAGCUUUACUUAUAGAGAAGUACCAUGAACAAAUGAAAAAUGCCCAACGAGGAAAAGUUAAAGGAAAGAGUUCGGAGGCCACUUCUGCUUUGGCCGGUUUGCUGGAAGAAGAAGUUGUGUCUACAACUAGUCGUUUCACAGAUAACGCUUGGAGAGGGGCCGAGGCUUACCACUUCUUUAUACUCGCACAGAGGCAGCUCUAUGAGGGAUAUGUUGACACUGCAUUGAAGACAGCUCUUCACCUGAGAGAUUAUGAAGACAUUAUCCCUGCCGUUGAGAUCUACUCUCUGUUAGCUCUCUGUGCAUGUGCCAGUAGAGCUUUCGGUACUUGUUCAAAAGCUUUUAUUAAACUGGAAUCUUUAGAGAACCUCAGUUCAGAACAGAAACAGCAGUAUGAAGAUCUUGCUCUACAAAUCUUCACCAAACAUGUUCCAAAAGAUAACAGAAAAUCGGAAUUGGACAGCCUUCUUGAAGGAGGGGAAGGGAAACUGCCAACAUGUGUUGCCACAGGAAGCCCAAUCACUGAGUAUCAGUUCUGGAUGUGCAGUGUAUGCAAACACUGUGUUCUGGCUCAGGAAAUCAGUAACUACAACUUCUGUCCCUUAUGCCAUAGUUCAGUGAGAUAAAGAAAUGACAAAUUGUAUGUAACUAUAAAAUAUAUAUAUAUAUAUAUAUAUAUAUAUAUAUAUAAAACUAUAACUGUACAUAAUAAGGUUGACUUCCAUGUUUUAUAUGAAACUCAGCAUCAUUAUUUCAUAGUUGUAUUUUUACACAAUUUUGUGUAAAAAUUUUAUGUAAAAUUACAACUAUGAAAUGAUGCUGAUUUUCAUAUAAAAUGCAUGAAAGAAACAUUUCCUAUCUGUCUAUCAUCUAUCUAUCUAUCUUGUAGUUGGUUACAUAAUACUAUGGAAAUAUUUCAAAAAGAAUUUUUUCUUACAGUGUCAAGGUUACUAUUAAUAAUUUACUAAAAAAUCUUGGCAGAGGGCUAGGGGAAACAUGGGAGUGAAGUAAAGUUGUAUUAGGAGCUGAAUUGUAAUACUGAAAUAUGCCCUAUCACUAGCUGUAUUUAAUUAAAUAAGUAUUGAAUGUCUUCUAUAUUAUAUUUUCAGAAGUAAGAAGGAAUUUUGAGACAUUUUUUAUAAUUUGAAUUGUUUCUAAUAGGCUUAUUUUUUUUGUACCUUUUCCUUUUUUAUCUACCAUUUUAGUCUCAUCUAAGAGAUGGCAUUUGGCAUUUACUCUACAUAUUAUUGUGCAGAAAACUUGGCUCUAUUUAUAAUGAUAUAAAUUUAUACAAAAAAAUCCAUUUGUAGUUAUAGUUUCAGUUGAAACAUUGUUUCCAGCUGGACCCUUCUCUCAGGCAGUAGGGAGUGAUUCUUUGUUGAUAUGUGUCUGUUUUGAGUUAUUAUAAUUAAAAAAAAACUGUAAUCAGUAAUGUGUAAUUUCUUCCAUUUGUUUCUCAUGAACUUAUGUGCUGUACACCAGAUUCUAGUGCUAUUUCAUCAAGAUUAUUUGCUCAUGUUUAGUAGAGGCAAUAAAUAGAAAUAUGAACAUUGUUAUUGCAGCUGCAAUACUUAGGUCAGUUAACUCUCUCAAUGUCCUAUGUUUUUGGUCCUUUAGAGACAAGUUAAGUCUGUUGCUGAUUGAGAUAGUGAGCUAUGAGAAGAGAUUUAGAGCCUAGAUGAGUUUACAAUAGAUAGCAGGCUCAUGUGCCUAAAUAAAAUGAGAAGACCAGAAGUCUUAGAAGUCUCUGUCUGUAUUCAUUUGCCUUGUGGGAAGUUACCUUAAUACAAUAGUUGUCUCUGAAUACACCAGCAAGCAAGUUAUUCCAGAGGUCAUGGAACAGAAAGGGUUAAAACCCAAAUGCGGAUUCUCAAAUUGCAUGGUUUAUUGAAUCAGUUUGAAAUACACAAUGAGGAACAAAGAGAAAGAGAUGGGCUAGAUGAACAUUAUUCGGGUAGGGUGCCGGUGGGGUAGAAAGCUUAUGGUACCUGAAUCCUGACGUAUGUACUGUUCUUAUGUCCUGACGCUAUUCUGCUUCAUCACUCCCCUGAUAAUGUGGUUAUGAAAGGACCAGAGUUGAGGUUUGAGCCAGGGUUCGCAGUGAUGGAAUGUGCUUGAGGCCAGAGAUGCACACUUGCUGUGUAGAAGAGGCCCUGGGGCAAGUUUACCUGGUCACAGCUGUAGGUUGCUACUUAGCCUGCUGAGCAGUCAUGGAUUCAACUGUAUUUCUUGGGUGGAGGACUGGCAAGAGUAAAUUCCACCAAUGGGUAACUGAAUCAAGACCUCACACAUAUUAAAUGCUUUAUAAGUUCUCAUUUGCCACUAAUUCCAUGCUGCCUGAGUGCUAGAAGUUUUCCUCUAUUUCAGAUAGAUGCUGAGUUGCUGUCACUGCUUCUUGUUCAGUUUAAUAUAGAAACCAAAAUCUCUAAAAACAACCUCUCAUUCACUGCAGACUUGUCACAUAUGUGUAUGUAUACACAUACACACACACACACACACACACAUUCAGGCAUAUCUUUUGUACUGUUGUAAAAGCUUAUGACUAUUUGGGGGAGAUUAUAUAUAUAUAUAUAAAGUUUGGGUGAUCUACCAUAAUUUCUUGCUUGAAAAUGGUACUAGAGAAAAAUCCACAGUAUGAGUGGACUUGGCUGGUUUUAUUCAACAUUAAGGAAAUUUCAGGAUAACAACACCAAUAAACUCUCCGUUGAUGAAAGGGUUUUGCAAAGAGAAGCAAAAUUGUCUAUAUAUAAGAAAUACUUGGAGAGAAGUUGGGUAUACCAAUGAGGCAGUAUAUUGAAGACAGUAUAUGAAAUGGUUAUAUUUUUCUCUUCUUGUAAUAAACAUGAACUGAUUCCCUUUAAGUAAUGCUGAGCUCUUCUUUAUCAUAAAACUUAGCGUGAAUUAUGAUAAAGUAGCACGAUAGGCCAGAGUAUUGAGAUGAUAGAACCGACUGAUGAAGCUACACAAAUAAGCACUGUGCCUACCAAGCAACAUAGCAUUGCUGACCUGCAUGCUGUCAUGCACAAAUGCUGACUUGAUUAUACAUUUUUUUCUAAAACACACUUUGAAAUUAUCUUUUUAUAUUCCAGGAUCUGAGGUCUUAGGUUUUAUGUGUCAUUAAGUGAAAAAAUAUGAAAAUAAUAAAUAUUGAAGUAAAAAAAUUAUUUGUAUUUAUAUUGUUUCCUUUAUCUAGAACUUAUAGAUAAUAUGGUAUUUGCUUUGUUGAUUUAAAUAUUUUGGUGGGGGUUGGUUAGGAGGGGGUUGGACUUCUGUGUGGAUAAGGAAGAAAGAGACAGGAGGUACAAUAGAUGUACAAUAUCACUUUUGCUACCAAACAGUAAAAACAUCAACUACCACCACCUAUAAAGGUACCAGGCAAACGUCGGAUGACUGGAGGUUAGAGUGAAUUAAUCCUUAGAGGUCACACAGAGUUCUUAUUAAAAAUGGGGGAAAAUUAUGUUACCAGACUUUUAAGAAAAAAUCAAGUCUUUAAUUUGAUGGUGUUAUAGCUCCAAGAUAUCUAAAACGCAAAUAGCAAUAUUAUGCUGCCCCCUACAGUCUAUUAUUAUUUUCUCAAUUCAUUUGUUUUUUUCUUUAAAGAAAUUAACGUUGUUAUUUGAGCAUAAAAGGAACACGUUCAUGGUAGAAAAAUUUUAAAAUACAUAAAGCGUGUAGAUGAGAAAGUAAAAAUUCUUUUAAUAACCUUUUUUUUUAAAUUAAAGGCAUUAACUUUAAUUGAAUUUAAGAGAAGAAAAAACUAGGUGAAACAAGAAAUUGCUGUACUUUGUUUUCUUCAUAAAAAGAGCUAUUUGUUCUCAAGAGAUUUCUCUAAAAUUAAAAGAGUAGAUAUUAAGAGACUUUCAAAUAUUCAUUUCUAAUUUGGCAUAGUUUAGAUUUCCAGUUAGUAAAAUUUAGAGGAAUUUAGAGAAAAAUGAGAUACCUCUACACACCCACUAUAAUAGUCAAAAUUAAAACUGACAAGUGUUGGUGAGGAUAUGGAAAAAUUGAAACCCUCAUACAUUUCUGGUGGAAAUGCUAAAUAGUACACCUACCUUGGAAAAGUUGAGUUUAAAAGUGCUUUAUAUAUUCUGGAAUAUACAUAUGUAUAUGUAUAUGUGUAUAUAUGUGUGUGUUUUUCUAAAAUUAUUUUUAUUUUACUUUUUAUACUGCGACAGUUAACAAAAAGGAAGUUUUAUUGAGGCUCCAGUGCCAUGGGGCUCAGGUGGAAGGCCACCUGGUGAGGGAAGGAGGAGCCCAUGGAGGGGCCUUAUUUGACUUUCUCCUUGGGACACAGGUGGUUGGUGUGACCACACUUGUGACAGAUGAUAGCAUGGGGUUGCAGGCAAACAUAACACUUCUGGCUGAUCUUGUUACAGUUGUAUUUGUGGGUGAGCUUGUGGAAGGAAGGCUUGAUGACGCCACUCUGCAGGUGAAGUACCAAGUGCCGGUGGACUCUGGGAGACAGGCAUGAGAGUUGGAGAGGGGCAGCCACUGAACCUGGCUCCAGCACCUCAGUUGCAGGGGAGGGCCCUACAGGAUCCUUUAGACCAGAGCUGCUCAAGUGUGAUGAAGACACCAUGUUAGAAUCCCUUGUGUGUUUUACUAGUAAACGGACACAGCAGCCCAGCCUGCCCCACAGAAUCUCCAUCUCUGCCUUUCCCACUCUUAUUAGAUAACAUGAUUUGCAGAUAUUUUCUCCCAUUAUCUAGGUUGUCUUUUUACUUUGUUGAUAGUCUUUUGUUGCUCAAAAGU
Molecule: messenger RNA, 7793 nt
Organism: Hipposideros armiger (great roundleaf bat)
Lineage: Eukaryota; Metazoa; Chordata; Mammalia; Chiroptera; Hipposideridae
Gene: WDR35
Product: WD repeat domain 35
Exons: 28
Coding region: 122-3667 (1181 amino acids)
Biological process (GO): protein localization to cilium; intraciliary retrograde transport; non-motile cilium assembly
Cellular component (GO): non-motile cilium; intraciliary transport particle A
Molecular function (GO): protein binding
Source: RefSeq, a predicted model, not a curated record